AUGCAGGACGUGGCACGUCGAGAACAGACGUGGGGGCACAACCAACAACGUCCGCCCGGACGCAGCGCGCGAGAGAUUUUGAUGCUGGACGCGCAAGAGGGCCUGGAAGGCGACAUCGCGCCAACGCCGGCGGCAACCAGCACAGUGCUGGAUGCAGCUGGUGGCUCGUCAUCUGCAGCAAUGAACAAACGGACGCGGUCGGCAUCGGCGGCGGUGGUGGGCACCUCUCACAUGGCGGCGCGCUUGGCGCUGUCGCCCCCACACGCUCGCAAAUCGCGCGAUUUUUUGAGAUUUAAUUCUCAAUCGCCUUCAUCUUCGAAAUCGAAGUCACCAAAUGGCGAUGACGAUUACUUCAGCCCGACCUCGCUUCGCGAUCAAUGCAUCUACUUCAUCAUCGCCCACUCCUACGCCCUCUCGCCUUCAUCCUCUCCUUUCAGCAGCAGCAACAACAAUUCGCGAUCUCUCUCGUUUCUCAUCUCGAUCCUCUACUUCCUUCGCAUCCUCCUCUUCAUCUUCUCUUCUUCAUCAUCGUCAUCUCCGCCCUCUCGAUCGGCCACCUACGCCUCGCUGCCCACCCGAGGGCGGCCGUGGGACCUCGAAGAAGCCACCGACCGCCGCGACCACCACGACAUCGAUGACUUCUACGGGCCGCUGGCGACGUCGUCGCCCAUUCCGCUGUCCCUGCGCCAGCGCGCGUCGGCCGCCGAACCGCGGCCGGUCGACCUGGGCAUGGCCAUGCUCCUCUCCCCUCCGCUCCGCCAGCAGCAGCGCAAGACCGAGCUCGUCUACCGCGUCGUGCUGGUGGGGGACGAUUGCGUGGGCAAGACAUCGAUCUGCGACAUGUGGAAGACGGGCAAGUGCCAACCCUCGUCCCUGUGCGAAUGCACCAUGGGCGCGGCCUUUUUCCACCGAGAGGUGACGAUCGACGACUACACGGUGCGGCUCGAAGUUUGGGACUCGGGCGGCCAGGCGCGCUUCGACAACCUCACUCCCAUGUACAUAACGGAGGCUGACGGAGUGAUCGCUGUCUACGACGUGUGCUCCAGCGAAAGCUUUGAAAAGGCCAAGUAUUGGGUGGACCAGGCGCUGACGAUCAAGCGCGGCGCGCCGCUGCGGAUCAUCCUCGCGGGCAACAAGACCGACCUCCUGCCCUCCUCUUCCGAGUUUGUUGUGCCGCACGAGGUCGCCGAAGAGUACGCCCGCUCGAGCGAGGUGGACGGCUGGCUCCCCGUCUCGGCUCGCAACAACCUCAACAUCAACGCCCUCUUCAAAAACAUGGCCAAUUGUCUGGUGGAGGCCGAGCGCGCCCGGAUCAACCGCAAGAUCGUCGCGUCGCUCGACAUCCAGCCCACGGCCCGCAGGAGCGACGCCGUCUCGGUCUCCUUCAAGGGCGUGCAGGGUCCGCUGGCGCUGGCGCCCGUGGUCGGGAUGCGCAUGGGCCUCCUCCCCAUGCUCCCCUGGCUGCCCGACACCGCCGCCUCGGCCUGCAUGCUCUGCUCCACCAACUUCUCCGUCACCAAGCGCGUGCGUCCCUUCAACCCCCGACACCACUGUCGGCGAUGCGGUCGGGUGACGUGCAAUCGGUGCAGCCGCCACCGAACGGUGCUGCCCAGCCGGGCCACGGAUUCGGCGUCGCCCUCGUCCUCGGCCUCGAUCACCUCCUCGCCCUCGUCGCCGGGCAAGUCGCCGGCCAGGGCAGCUGCCGAGCGCGUGUGCGACCACUGCGCCGAAGUGGUGGCCUGCUGGACUGCGCUGCACUCGUGA
Acanthamoeba castellanii str. Neff is the source of this 1764-nucleotide messenger RNA. RefSeq names its product Ras subfamily protein. The coding region runs from base 1 to 1764 and encodes 587 amino acids. Gene Ontology annotation, molecular function: GTPase activity; GTP binding; metal ion binding. The record is from RefSeq and is a predicted model, not a curated record. The transcript is spliced from 9 exons. Lineage: Eukaryota; Discosea; Longamoebia; Acanthamoebidae.